AUGGUUGAUUACGGGGUUUUUCGAUCCGGCUUCCCCGACUCGCCUAAUUUCCCCUUUUUGAAAACCCUAGGCCUUCGUUCAAUCAUAUACCUGUGCCCGGAGCCCUAUCCUGAAGCAAAUAUGAAAUUUCUCAAUGCAAACGGCAUUAGGCUUUUUCAGUUCGGCAUAGAAGGAUCCAAGGAACCAUUUGUAAACAUCCCUGAGGAUUUGAUUCGUGAUGCAUUAAAGUUGGUGCUGGAUGCACGGAAUCGUCCACUCCUCAUUCACUGCAAAAGGGGGAAGCACCGAACUGGUUGCCUUGUUGGGUGCUUAAGAAAAUUGCAGAAUUGGUGCCUAUCCACAAUUUUUGACGAGUAUUUGAGAUAUGCAGCUGACAAAGCUAGAGUUGCAGACCAGAGAUUCAUGGAGCAGUUUGACAUUUCGAGCUUGAAGCAGUUGCCAUCAUCAUUUUCAUAUUCAAACAGUUAA
Messenger RNA from Fraxinus pennsylvanica, 468 nucleotides. NCBI's taxonomy places the organism in Eukaryota, Viridiplantae, Streptophyta, Magnoliopsida, Lamiales, Oleaceae. The record is from the annotation of a GenBank genome assembly.